GAAGGAGAACCCGGGGGCGGGGUCCGCGGCGCGCGCAAGCGUGAUCUCCGCGGUGGCGCGGCGAAGAUGGCGGCCUCCGGUUGGGUGCGCGCGGCCCUGGUCCUUCUCUGCGCCUCUGACCUGCUGCUGCCGCCGAGGGCCUGCGCUGCCGAGGGCGCGGCCGGGACGUCCGGGGAGGCCAGCCCGCCUCCGCGGAAGAAGAAGAAGGAUAUUCGCGACUACAACGAUGCGGACAUGGCGCGUCUGCUGGAGCAGUGGGAGAAGGAUGACGACAUCGAAGAGGGGGACCUCCCGGAGCACAAAAGACCCUCGGCCCCUAUCGACUUCUCCCAGAUAGACCCGGGCAGGCCCGAGAGCAUCCUGAAGAUGACGAGGAAGGGGAAGACGCUCAUGAUGUUCGUCACUGUGUCCGGAAACCCCACUGAGAAGGAGACGGAGGAGAUCACCAGCCUCUGGCAGGGCAGCCUUUUCAACGCCAACUACGACGUGCAGAGGUUCAUCGUGGGGUCCGACCGUGCCAUCUUCAUGCUUCGGGACGGAAGCUACGCCUGGGAGAUCAAGGACUUCUUGGUCAGUCAGGACAGGUGCGCCGAUGUGACGCUGGAGGGGCAGGUGUACCCCGGCCGGGGAGGCGGCGGGGAGAAGAAUAAAACGAAGCGGGACAAGGGCAAGACGAAGAAGGAGGGGGAGCCCAAAUCUCGGGCCGCCGAGGCCGCGAAGGAAGACAACCGCGCCGGGAGUAAGAGGGCGGAGCUGUAAGGGGGCCUCCCCGGCCGCCUCGGGGCGCCCCGGGCUCGGGCAGGGGCGGGAGCCACUCCCCGGAGAAUCCUGCGCCCGCGACCGGUUGGCCGUCCACACCAGAGUUACCGUUUAAGAGGCUUCGAGCGAGAAGACGGCGGCCUCGGCGUUAACGUUGGACUCGGACGCGUUCGAGGUUCCUGUAAAAUCACUGUAAAUGGAAACGGUGGCCCUUCGUGUCCGGGGGCGGCACUGGCUCCUGAGGCGCCCCUCCCCCUCACUGCCCUGGCUCUGCCCCCCCUCGUUUCCGCCAACCGGACGGCUGCCAGGUCCCAGCCAGCCGGACAGACGCCGUCCGUGGGACCGGGCCCCCCGCGGGCCGCAGACCCCGCCUCCGUGGCCGCGAACUCCCGCCCUGGCGCGGGGCUCGGUGCUCGUCCGCGCCGCACGGUCAGGACGCGGGAUGCGGAACCCCGCACGUGCGCGGUCACGUGGACACGCAAAGUCCCGACUUUGAAUUUGACUGGAGCCCCCGCCGCCAGUCGGGGACACCUCCCGGCGGCCGUCGGGUUUCGCGUGGUCCGUAAAGGCCAGGAGUUGUGCCUGUGUCCUGCUCGGGGCGGCCGUGCGGGCGGCGAGGGCUCAAACGUGCCAUUUAAUGUGACGACCGUCGGGGUGUGAAUCGGGAGCCGGCGGCGUGUGACAGAAGACUCCGUAACCUCAUCGUUUCUAAACGGUUUUUUUUGACAAAGUGCCUAAAUCUGUGGUGUUUUGUAUGGUACUAACCGCCCUGCAAUGUUCGUGCGUCAGACCUCCCCUGCGUACGAGUUACAGAAUUUAUAUGCAGGUGUCAUUUUUAAGGACUCACAUUGUUUGUACAGAACUUCCCUCACAAUUUUAACAGAUUGAAAAGGGCACACGGACGUGGUUAGGAAACGUCACCGCUGCAGGAGGGUCCAGAGUGAAAAGUGUGUGCCUACCCCUGCCACGGCCUUGUCUCGGUGCAACCUCCUGUUAAUUUGUUUCCAAAAAAAAAAAGUUCACUUCCCGGCCUGCAGCCGUGUGUUUGUUGUGGCCUCACCCCGUCCACGAAGUGCACCCCCUCCUGUGUGGCUGGAGCUUAGCCCCUGCCCUGUCCCGGGGAGGGCCGUCUGAGCCCCGUCUGAGCCCCUGCCCUGUCCCGGGGAGGGCCGUCUACACCCUUGCACGCAGCCACGGUGGGGCAAGCGCUGUCCCUUGGCACUCUCAGCGUGUCCCUUGAGCAUGUCGGCUCUCUGUCCUCUCUAGUCAGGAUGGAGCAGGUGUCCUGAUGGGACGGGCAUGGCGCCCUUCACAUGGUCCCGGGCCUUGUGUUUCCAGUUAGCAGCCUUCCGCGUGGGGAAGUCCUAAUCCCACCGCUUCCUGCGCAGGGUGCAGCCACGUCCCCCAGUGCUCGGAGCGUCUCUUACAUGCGAGGCAUUGCUGGGAGCCGGGGACGGCCCGGACCUGGGCCCAGGCGUCCUGAAACUUCGGGACCUGGUGGGAGAAGACAAAUACGCAUCAUGCACAAAGUGGCAACUGUUGGAAGACCUACACGGGCCUCGAGGUGGGGUGGAGGUGGGGGGAGCCUGGGGAUGUCGGCGAGGCCGUCUCUGGGGCAGGAGCAGAGGAACGGUCUGUGUCGGGGCCCUGUGGUUAGAAGGAGCAGAGGGGGGCUGGGGGCACAGUGCAGCACCCGCCUGAAGAGGGAAGGAGGUGCGUGGGGUCUUGCGGGAAUUUGGGGUGCCCUGAGGGAUUUUAAGCUGUGGUGGUCUGAGUGUGGGACACGAUCCAGUUUGGACCAGGCUGCGCUGAAAAACUGAUGGCGAGGGUUCCCCAGUGGGUGCGCGGGGCCGGCUGGGAGGGUGUUUUGGUCGCGGGCCACGGCUGCGGGUGGCCCAGAUUAGCAGGGUGGGGGUGACCUCCGCCCCGCAGCUGACCCGCGCCGUGCCUCCCGGUAGACCCUUGAGUUUGCAGUUUUCGGCGUUUCGUUCCGACAUACGGCUGCCCAGAUAUUUUGGUCAACUUUUGUUUAUAUCUGAAGGGCAGGUUCCCGGCAGUGGACUCGCCAGAACAAACGCAAGGUGACGUCUUGGUACAUAUUGCCGACCUGCUGUCCCAGGUGGUUCCGUUACCUUGUCCCUCUGCCAACAGUAGAUCUCAGAUCCUCGCUGGUACCGGGCGUUGCGUUUGGCCGGUUCACUAGAUGCAAAAGCCGGUAGCUUUGUCGGCUACCCCGAGGCCACCGCGCCGGAGAGGCCCCGUGGAGACAGAGAUGCCGGUGGCGGGUGGGGUCCGCACCUGCCCAGCCCCCGCCGUGUCCAGCCCACGUGCACGUGUGUGAGCUUGGGCGCCUUCAAAUGCUUCCCGCCGCAGCCUCCAAGGCCUCCUGGAGACGGCUGUCACCACCUGGCCCGCCAGCCUGCAGAUUCACGAGCAAGAGAAGUGUGUUUAAGGGAUGUGGGGGGAGUGUAUCCACACACACCCACCUACGUACGCAAGUUUACCUGUGCUCGUUCACGUCGCUUUUAAUGUCCUGAUCCAGUACAUCCGCGUGGUAGCUUUAACGAUCAGCUACGAAACACCAGCACGUCAUUAGGGGGACAUCCUUGCCCCCUUGGUCCUCAUGCCCUCUGGUUUUUGACGGUCACGCUGUUUUUAGUGCUGCUGGUGGUUUCCUUUAUAUACAGUGGUAACCCUCUUUCUUAUUUUUCUUGUUUUGUUUUGAGAGAGAGAAUUCAAAGCAGGCUCCGUGCUGCCGUCGCAGAGCCCGCCUCGGGGCUUGAACACACGAACCUCGAGAUCAUGCCCUGAGCCGAGAUCGAGUUGCGUAACCGACUGAGCCGCCCAGGCGCCCCUGUUUUUUUAAUUAAACCACCUUCACCAGCAUGCGUUAACCCAUAACCAAGGCGGGGAAUUCACAGACUUUCUCCUCUCUCCCUGAUUCUCAUCAGUGUCUUACUUCUAGUGGUCCAAGGCCAACUGUCUUUCUCCUUAAUAAUGAUUUUUUUUUAAUGAUUUCUUUUUUUUUUUAAUUUUUUUAACGUUUUAUUUAUUUUUGAGACAGCGAGAGACAGCAUGAACAGGGGAGAGGCAGAAAGAGAGGGAGACACAGAAUUGGAAGCAGGCUCCAGGCUCCGAGCCAUCAGCCCAGAGCCCGACGCGGGGCUCGGACUCACAGACCACGAGAUGGUGACCUGAGCUGAAGUCAGACACUUAACCGACUGAGUCACCCAGGUGCCCCAAUAAUGAUUUUUUUCUAUCAGAUUCCUGGAGAUCCUUCCUGCUAAUGUUCAGUAAUUUUGCUAAGAAGUUUUAUGGAUUUUCCUUCCUUCCUCUUUCUUUCUUUCUUUCUUUCUUUCUUUCUUUCUUUUUUUAAUUCUAAUAGAACAUGGUGUGUUAUUUUCAGUUGCAGAUUCAGGGAUUUUUUUUUUUUUUCUUACCAUUUUGGAAACAUUUACCUUUGUGUUGGGUUUUGGGCACCCAGUUUUUUUCUUAGUUCUGAAAUGAGAUUUUUUUCUUUAAAAUCAUUCUGGUUUUAAUCUCAGUGAGUUGGUUUUAUUAAAAUUCAAGGUUUUAUUAAAUUUUAUGAACUCAGAAAGUCCAAAUGGAGAAUCCCCACCUUGGGUUCUUUUUUUUUUUCCCCCCCAGAAUAGAAUAUUUAUCUGUAUUUGUAAGUAUAUUUUUCUGUUGUUUUUUUAUUGCAAAAUGUUUGGCUGCCACAUCGUUGUUUUUCCCCUCCUGUUCAUGCUCAGCAGACAGCUUUUCCCAGGCCUUGGCCUACAGCAUCUAUUUUAGGUGCAUUCUGAGUUUCCUCCAUCCUUGUCUGAGCAUUGUUUUAUCCGUUGGAGCUGGGACCCAGGGGCCGGCUGUCCCCCAGCUUUCCUAUAGCUGAGCAGGGAGGCCAGGGGCCCGGGCAGGGCCGUGCGGUCUGGCUCGACAGGCGGGAUCUGCCCCGCUGUGGGUUUACCCGUGCCCUGGACCGGGGCUCUCCUCGCACGGUGGCAGCGGGAGGGGUCACCACUGCUCCUGGGAGGCCACUUGUCAGGUCUCCGGAGAGUUUCUCAAAUUAGCCGUGGACCUUGGGCUGUUGGCUCCUCUCAGAGAGGGAGGGUCAGGCUGGGGCGUCCUUUUCUGCUCCACUCUGAAAACCAUGUUGCCUCCCGUGUCCGCAGGAGGAGGAAGGGCCACAGGGAAGCUGCUGUUGGCCAGGGCGGGCCUAGGGCACCGGGGGAGUUGGGGGGGGGGGGGGCUUGUUGCAAGCACAUGAGGUACAGGUGUCACAAGGCGCAGCAACCAAUGCAAAUACUGUUUUCACACUGUAUUUAAGAAAUUAAGUAAAUGCGAAAAAGCUGACAAAAGUUGACAGCGUUAAAGGCAGAAUCGGAGAGUGGGGAUCAGAGUGAACAGUGAGGCCACGCCACACCAGCGCGGGGUCUGGCAGACGUCCGUCAGCACGUCCUCUGUUUUAAAAGGUCAUAUUUUCCCUGACUUCCUGGGUUCUUGCUCCCAGACCAAGAACUGAAAUCCUUGUUUUUACUGAGGUGAUAUGACGGCGACGUUAAGAGAUCCCUAUAAAAGGAAGAACUGAGCUACCCACACGCCACCCAGCUCUUGAAGCUAUUUUCAUUCGACCACGCUUCCUUCCAGAACA
Messenger RNA from Panthera uncia (snow leopard), 5410 nucleotides. RefSeq names its product mesoderm development LRP chaperone (gene MESD). The transcript has 3 exons. NCBI's taxonomy places the organism in Eukaryota, Metazoa, Chordata, Mammalia, Carnivora, Felidae. Gene Ontology annotation, molecular function: low-density lipoprotein particle receptor binding. The record is from RefSeq and is a predicted model, not a curated record. Gene Ontology annotation, biological process: protein folding. The coding region runs from base 67 to 759 and encodes 230 amino acids.